Molecule: messenger RNA, 762 nt
Organism: Fusarium keratoplasticum
Lineage: Eukaryota; Fungi; Ascomycota; Sordariomycetes; Hypocreales; Nectriaceae
Exons: 2
Coding region: 1-762 (253 amino acids)
Source: RefSeq, a predicted model, not a curated record
AUGGACGACGGAAGUCGAUCUGUAUCUCCCUGUGACAUACCGAAGGACAUGUACCAACGUAAGGUCGUGCCCUACCGGAGGACUAUCUACUUUCGAUAUGGCACUCGGAUCAUCGAAGCCACAGGAAGUGCCUCAGACAACUGCCAUGUAAAUGUUCUGCGCCUUCGGGUGCGCAGGACUUUUAUCGAGCGAGUCAUCCAAGCCAUUGUUUCAUUCCUUCCCCUUGCAUGGGCGUGUUGGAUCCGGUCUAGGUUUCCGGAAUGGUGUCUACCCGAGAAUAUUGUCCUCAAGAUCCAGAAGGAUGGCUGGGAGGAAGAGUUUAAUAUGGAAAAGGCAGCAUACGAAAAGCUCGAGCCCGUGCAAGGCAGUGUCAUCCCCCGCUGCUUUGGGCAGAUCGAAUACGACGGAAAACGAGCCUUGAUACUUUCCGACAUUGGAGGAUACUGCAUAGCGACACCAGAAGGAGCAGUGUUAGACGAAAAGGAUUUCCGUCCCCUGUUGAAGAAGGCUCUGACCUCUAUCAGCAAGCUAGGUGUCUCCCACGACGACAACAAGCUUGACAACUUUCAUCUCGUUACGGAGGACGGAAAGGACAGGGUCAUGAUAGUAGACUUGGAAAUGGUGGAUACAGGCCUGCCAGAGGCUGACUUUGCCUUUGCAGCUGAGGCGAGUGAGGAUUUUCUGAUACAACAGUAUCGGCAGCAUUUGGAAUGCAUGGAGUACGACGGGGUGCUUCUCCCCAAGUGGCCACUCAAGGCAUAG